AUGAAGCGUGCUGAUAUUCAAGGACUUCGAGCUAUUUCAAUUAUUUCUGUGAUUUUAUAUCAUAUUUGGCCUCUUAAUUUUCCUAAUGGAUUUUUAGGUGUUGAUGUAUUUUUUGUUAUUUCUGGCUAUUUAAUUGCUAAAUGUUUACAAAAUAUAGGGACAAAUAGUUUGAGUUUCCCGAAAUUAUUUGAGACAAUUUUGGAUUUUUAUAAGAGACGAAUACAAAGAAUUGUGCCUAUUUAUUUAGGUGUUGUUUGUGCUACAGCUAGUAUUUCACGUACUAUUAUGCUUGAAUCUGACUUCCAACAGGCUAGACUGGAUAUGUAUUGGAGUCUUGGUUUUGUAACAAAUUUACAAUCAUUGUUUUUGAAUUCUAAAGAUUAUUUUACUGAGGUUUAA
Molecule: messenger RNA, 399 nt
Organism: Meloidogyne enterolobii
Lineage: Eukaryota; Metazoa; Nematoda; Chromadorea; Rhabditida; Meloidogynidae
Source: the annotation of a GenBank genome assembly